AUGGCAUUCAAGCUAUCCCGUGUUCAACGGCUCAGCGCCGUGAUCGGCAUUUCACUCUGCUUCUUCAUAGCCGAGAUCUCUAUUGGAUUUUACACUCACUCUCUCGCCUUGGUCGCCGAUGCUUUCCACUAUUUGAAUGAUCUUGUGGGAUUUGCAAUCGCUCUUGCUGCCGCAAUAGUUGCUGAAAAAAGUACUCCGCCGAAAAGUCUCACAUUUGGUUGGCAGCGGAUCCAGCUUCUCGGCGCAUUUUUCAAUGGAGUGCUAUUAUUUGGAUUGGGAAUCAGUGUGUUUUUGCAAUCUAUCGAACGAUUCAUCACACUGCAGCGUAUCGAAGAACCAAAGCUCGUCCUGAUCAUGGGUUGUGUUGGAUUUGGUUUGAAUAUCAUUAGCGUGUUGUUCUUACAUGAUCAUGAUCACGACCAUGGACAUGGACACGAGUCAAACGACCCCAGCCACAGUCAUGGUGAAAGUAAUGAUAAUCCCGAGAAUGCAAUGUCCAUUGGUCUCGUGGAAGAAAAGCAUGUGCACCACAAGCAUCACACAGACACAAAUAAGCCAUCGUCUCGCAAAAGUCGAGAUCUAGCCAUGAUGGGCGUUCUGAUUCAUGUACUCGGCGACUGUGCCAACAACAUCGGCGUUGUUAUUGCAACAGCAGUGAUCUGGUUCGCUAGCUACGGUGGGAGAUUCUACGCCGAUCCCGCCGUGAGCAUGGGCAUCGCGAUCAUGAUCUUCAUUUCUUCCAUUCCACUCAUUAAACAAUCAGGUCUUAUUCUUCUUCAAAGCGCACCACAGGAUGUCGAUUAUGAUGACGUGAAACACGAGCUAGAAAAGAUUCCCGGUAUCCUGGCCAUUCACGAACUCCACAUCUGGCGUUUGAACCAGACAAAGUCGCUUGCAUCUGCACAUGUCGUCUUGGAUGGCGAUAUGCCCGAUUUUGAGAGCUUGGCUAAGACUAUCCGGGAAUGCUUCCACGAAUACGGGAUCCAUUCUAUUACAUUGCAGCCGGAGGCAUAUACUCGACAGGAAACUCCUAGUCCGGCCGCAGCUGAGAGCUGUAUUGGAGUUGAUACUAAGAAAGAUGUCGAAGGUGGGAAGAAAAGGUUUAGUAUUGAGAGUAUCUCAAAUCGUUGUACAUCUGGUUGUGGGAGCUUUUGUCUUGAGCUUUCAUGUUGCCGUUGA
Molecule: messenger RNA, 1179 nt
Organism: Penicillium longicatenatum
Lineage: Eukaryota; Fungi; Ascomycota; Eurotiomycetes; Eurotiales; Aspergillaceae
Product: cation diffusion facilitator family transporter
Exons: 9
Coding region: 1-1179 (392 amino acids)
Biological process (GO): zinc ion transmembrane transport; intracellular zinc ion homeostasis
Cellular component (GO): membrane
Molecular function (GO): zinc ion transmembrane transporter activity
Source: RefSeq, a predicted model, not a curated record